Molecule: messenger RNA, 1575 nt
Organism: Effrenium voratum
Lineage: Eukaryota; Dinophyceae; Suessiales; Symbiodiniaceae
Source: the annotation of a GenBank genome assembly
AUGAAGCCCACCAGCGGCAACACCAUUCUGAUCCCGCACAUGUAUCCAUGCAUCCCAGAAGCCAUGGCAGUUGCCAACGAUGACGAGUGGGAUGAUGAGACCUAUGCCCGGCAGCAGGAGCACUUGGAAAGCUUUUAUGAGGAGGUUUUCUUGGAGCUUGCAAAGUUCGGCGAGGCCAUGGGUGGAGACGUGGCGCACCGAGGGCAGCUGAGCGCAUGGCGCGCCGGCGAGUUCGGUUUGAGGGAGGGUAGCUUCCCAAUGGUGUGGCGAUAUUUUGCGGUCAGGCUGCAGAAGAAAAAGAGCGGCGCCUCGGCGUUCCGGAUGCGCGAGUACAACAAGCGGUACUUCACCUUGGAUUUCGACACUCACACCUUCUUCUACUCCCACUCUGAGGGCAGCAAGAAGGUUUCCGCGGUGACUUCCUUCGCGGAUAUUGUGGACGUCCACAUGCCACAGGCUGACAAGGGAGACAACAUCUCCGAAUACAGCAAGGUAAGCAAACGUUCGUUCCUGCGGCGGACCACCAGCUUCCUCGCCGCGGCCAAAGAUGCUGAGGAGCAGCACUUGGUGACGGUCAUGACCCGGCCUGCAAAGACCUUUGAGCUCUUGUGUUCCUCCGCAACGGAGGCUGUGACGUGGUUUGAGGCGCUAAAAAAUGCCAUCGCCAUGGACAAAGACAGGGAUGCGGUGGAGGCAGGCCAUACGACAGCCACCUCCGAGGGUGAGGAGCCACCAAAAGGCCUGCCCAUGAGUGGCGGCUAUCCCACCCGGCCGGAGCUCAUGGCGACUGUUGCAGGUGCCAGAGAUGGGGAGAGUGAUCGGGACGGUGAUGCUUCUCCGCCUCCUUUGAAAGGGACAUUCCUGGACUUGACAGUCGAGGAGUCUGCGCCAGCUCCAGUGCGAGAAGCAGGCCCAGCGGAGGGCGCCACUGUGGUGGAGACCGGCGCGGUAGCCUUGCAGGCUGCGGAUUUCGGAUUCGCAGAGGAAGAGGACUCCGAUGCCAAGUCCUCAAGCUCAGAAGAGGAGGAGGUUGGCGUAGGUGCUGCAGAACCAGUUCCCGCUACACGUGCCACCGGAGGUUAUGGUGACCGACACGAAGGCAUGUCGAUGCAGGAGCGGCUGGCGAGCCUUGAGUUCUCUGAUGAUGAGGAGGACUUGACCGGAUAUCCCAAGGCGUGGACGAUGAUGAUCCUCUUGGCCUCAAGCGGUGAGGCUAGUCGCAACCUGCAUAAGCAGGCGGCCCAACAGAUGGACAAGCGCUUCUAUGGCAGUCGCCUCAUCGCAGUCGAGUACAGUCCAGUUACAGACUUUCGGGAAGCUCGUUGCCGAGCCUUCCACGAAACUCGAUGUGCCCGUGGCGGCUUGUGCAACUUCAUGCACAUCAAGCACAUUCCCAAGGCCGUGAAGAGAAGCAUCGUCCGUCAGAUGUACGAAGCGCACCCUGACUACGCAGGUGCCAGAGCGGCACUAGCUGCACCCGCCAAGAAGCGAAAGGUGCACCAUGGCCCCAUCAAGCGACAGACCAUGGAGGAAAGACGAACAAUGAUUGCUGAAUGGAACAAGGCACAACUAUGA